CUAACGACAUGAACAACAGCGAAUUCUCAAAUUUUGGGGACGACCUGUCCCUUCCUCAGGACGAUGGAAUAUUUCCAUAGAAAAGAAAACUAAAGAGAAAAGGAAACUAACACUACAACCAAUAUGAGAUUGAUCACUGUUCGUUAUCUUCGCCUUUCAUGUGGUAAUAGAAAAGUCUGUUCAAAUCGAGCGUCAAGACUGAACUGAGUUCAUGUAAUGAAACCACAAUCAGAUAAUUAAGUUUGGGUUCGGGAAUUAUAUAUUCAUAAAUAUAGAUACGACGCAAUAAGCUAGAGUUGGACUGACGAAAUGAUCCUCCUGUCCCUGUUAGUUACCCCCUCACUAUUGCUACCUUGUUAUCUCCCUAUCUGCCAACAACACUUCACAAGAAUAGCAUGUGUGGACCUCUAUUAUCUAAAUGAUUAGUGUUUCGUAUGUAUUGACACAGGUAAACCUUCAAACCAUUUCAACACACAGUUGAUAAUGUCUUUAAAAAGAUAAACAUCGUCUGAAAUCGAGUUAUGGUAUACAAAGGUUUAAGCUUUCCCUUCUAUAUUUUCACAGGACAUUAAUAAAACCCUGAUAUUUCCUACUUUUAAUAUUGCGGUGCAUUAUGUGGGUAACUAUUGCCAUUGCACUUUUAUUUGUUUCCCUGAUUUGGAGUCUGACUGGACGACGCAAGGGGCUUCCCCCCGGUCCGACAUGUUACCCCAUCAUUGGAAAUGUCGGCCUAUUCAAACCGUCAGAAGCCGUGCAAGGACACAGGAGACUGAGGAAGAUUUACGGAGAUUUUUAUUCUAUGAUGAUCUUCCACAAACCUAUGAUAAUCGUCCAUGGAUAUCAAAACAUUCGAGAACUUCUGGGUAAACAUGGUGAUAUGUUUUCUGAGCGACCAAAGGGUUUUGCGUCUGAAGUCAUAACAAAGGGAAAAGGUCUUAUCUGGUCGUCCGGUCCACUGUGGAAAGAACAGAGAACAUUCGCGCUGACAACGAUGCGUAAAUUUGGAUUCGGGAGACGCUGCAUGGAAAGUCAGAUCAUUGAAGAAGUAGACUGUCUAAUGAAUGAAUUAAAAAAAUAUAAAAACAAAGCUUUUGACAUUCAGACGCCUCUGAACACUUCGGUGUCAAAUGUUAUUUGUUCACUUUUGUAUGGUAAAAGGUUUGAUUAUGAUGAUUACAAAUUCAAACGUUUGAUUUCUAUCUUGAACAAACUGUUCUCCACCGGCAAUGCAUCUUCGCCAGCAAACAUUUUCCCGUCGUUGCGCCAUAUUCCAUGCUUUAGCCUUGACUCAGUAAUAGAAAAUGUGCGUUCUUUAAAGGGUUUCGUAAAGGAAAUGAUCGAGGAACACAAGCGAAAUUUUGACGAGGACAACAUCAAUGAUUACAUCGAUACUUAUCUUUUGGAACAAAAACAAAGAUCAAAUGAAGUCGACACUACAUUCACAGGUAAUGCAGAGAUAUCUACAUUCACAGGUAAUGCAGAGAUAUCUACAUUCACAGGUAAUGCAGAGAUAUGUACAUUCACAGGUAAUGCAGAGAUAUCUACAUUCACAGGUAAUGCAGAGAUAUGUACAUUCACAGGUAAUGCAGAGAUAUCUACAUUCACAGGUAAUGCAGAGAUAUCUACAUUCACAGGUAAUGCAGAGAUAUCUACAUUCACAGGUAAUGCAGAGAUAUGUACAUUUACAGGUAAUGUUAGCUUGAUCAAUAUGGUAGACUACAGUAUCCACUGGGAGAGGAUUUCCAGAACAAAUGGUUCUCAUAGACCAUGCAAUAUAUAUUUCAUCAGUCUGUUAUGUCGAUGUGCAAUAUUGUGCGAUUUGAUUGCAUGGAGAGAAAAUCGCAACUUCUCGGGCAUUUCCUGCUAGCAGAAAAGCAACCUCAAAUUAAUUACGAUAACCCCUAUCUUUUAUGGAAUUAAUAUACAAGAAUAGAAAAUUGUCUAUCGUCUUCUUUGGAAUUUUUUUUUUUGGGUAAGAAACGAUGAGAUUUCCAAAAAGGAAGUUUUAACUAUGUUAAAAAUUUCUAAUCAUACAGUGUAUAACAUGAGUGGAAAAAUCCAUCUUUGUGCAAAUUUCUUACAUCUCAUUAACGUAUGAAAUUCAAAGUACUUUUCCCGAGCAUGCUGGAAAAACUCGAGAUGUUGCGAUUGCAAGGAAAUAUUUUUCAUACAUAGAUGAACAGCUAAA
This is a messenger RNA of Ostrea edulis (European flat oyster), 2188 nucleotides long. RefSeq names its product cytochrome P450 2U1-like. The record is from RefSeq and is a predicted model, not a curated record. The coding region runs from base 614 to 1867 and encodes 417 amino acids. Gene Ontology annotation, cellular component: intracellular membrane-bounded organelle; cytoplasm. The transcript has 3 exons. Gene Ontology annotation, molecular function: heme binding; oxidoreductase activity, acting on paired donors, with incorporation or reduction of molecular oxygen, reduced flavin or flavoprotein as one donor, and incorporation of one atom of oxygen; iron ion binding. NCBI's taxonomy places the organism in Eukaryota, Metazoa, Mollusca, Bivalvia, Ostreida, Ostreidae. Gene Ontology annotation, biological process: xenobiotic metabolic process.